UCCAGUUCUGGGAUUACUGGAAGGCCCAAAGGAUGUCCGUCCGAGAGAGCGCGGCCGGCUUCCUCCUCCUUUGGGAAGCUGCUCUGGGCCUCUAUUUCCCCCGGGAUACGUACUCAGAGAAGCUGUACGUGGACCAGCCAGCCGGCACGCCCCUGCUCUACGUCCAGGCCUUGCGGGAUUCUCAGGAGGAGGUUCCACGCUUCCAGCUGGGGCAGCACCUGUAUGGCAGUUACCGUUCCCAGCUCCACGAGAAUCUCUGGUUCCAGAUCCAUGAAGACACAGGACUGCUCUACAUCAACAGGAGUCUGGGCUGGAAGGACUUGAAGAGCCUGAGUGCCCUUAACGGAGGAUAUCCUUUGCUAAACAUCCACCUGCAUGUUUUCCUUUCCCCCAAACCUUUCUGGGAGAAUGAAUGCCUCUGGCCUAGCUGCGCGAAAGUGUCUCUCUCCAUCAUCAACACCACCGCCCCAGCCUGCAGCUCUCUGAAGGCCAGGGAGUUCUGCUUCCUGGAUAUGGGCCUCUCUUUCCGCAUCAAGGAGAACAAGCCUCCCGGCACAUUCCACCAAUUCCGUCUGCUCCCUGUGCAGCAGCUCUGUCCCAACAUCAGUAUCUCCUACCGGCUGAUAGCAGAUGCAGGUGUCCCCUUUCGCUGUGACGAGGAAAGCAUGGAGGUGAGCACGCGGCAGCCCCUGGACCGGGAGCAGAGGGAGAAGUAUGAGCUGAUGGCCAAGUGCACAGUGAGGAUGGAGGCCAGGGAAGUGGAUGUGGUCGUGCCCUUCCCCGUGACCGUGUACGAUGAGGACGACACAGCUCCCUACCUCCCCCGUGGCAUCAGCACCGCGGACGCGGUUGUGGAGUACAAGCGGAAGGAGGGGACCAUAUUGGCCAAGCUGACAGUGCAGGAUGCAGACGUGACACCGUCCUCGGGGGAGCUCAUCCGGAAAUACACGAAUACCAUCGUGACCAGUGACCCUUGGGUCAGCGAGUCCUUCCGAGUGGACCACACACCAAAUGAGACCACAGUCAACUCCAAUGGCAGCUUAGUGCGGGCAACCCAGCACGAAUACAGGCUUGUGCUGAACCGCAGCUUCCCCAUCACAGAGAGCCGAUCCGUCCAAGUGGAUGUGCUGGUGAACGAUACCGAUUUCCAAGGCCCGGAGGGAUCGUUGCUGCUCCACUUCAAUGUGACCAUCUUGCCUGUCAGCAUCCGAUUUAAGAACAGCUCCUACUCGUUUUCUGUCAACAGGAACGCUCACCAAUAUGCACAGAUUGGAAAAGUCUGCAUUGAAAAUUGCAAGGAGUUUUAUGGAGUAAACAUCGUCUACAGGUUGCAGUCUCUCAACUCCAACUGCAGUGCUCUAGGGAUUCUUACCGCCCUGGAAGAAACAACAGGACAUCUUUACGUGAAUGACUCCACUAUAGUCCAAAGGCCAGAGUGUACAGAAAUACAGUAUACGGUAGUUGCCUUGGACAAACAGAGCAAGAAGCAAGCCAAAACCUCUAUUAUUGUUGUAGUAGAAGGAACUAUUAUGCCUCAGGAGCAAGGUUGCCCUUCUUCCUGUGCAGUCAGCAAGCGGCGCUCUGAGUGUGAAGAGUGUGGCGGCCUAGGAACGCUCACGGGCAAGUGCCAGUGGAGGCAAGGAGACGGAAAAGGGAUCACCAAGAACUAUUCAACAUGCACUCCAAGCCUCAAGACUUGUCCAGAUGGCAUCUGUGAUACUGUUGAGAGUAGAUACCCUGCCAUAUGUCCUCAGGAUUGCACAAGGGGCGAAAUCAUCGGUGGUCAUGAGCGCGGGGACCGCCGGGGAAUAAAAGCUGGCUAUGGCACCUGUAACUGUUUCCCAGAAGAAAAGAAGUGUUUUUGUGAGCAAGAAGAUGACAAAGAAGCACUCUGCGACGACGUCUGCCGGACGGUAAUCGCGGGCGCCGUCCUCCUCUCCUUCAUCAUCUCGGUGCUGCUCUCGUCCUACUUCAUCCACCGCUACCACAAGAACUCGCCCAAGCCGCCCAUCGCCUCGGCGGAGAUGACUUUCCGACGGCCCGCGCAAGCCUAUCCCAUCAGCUACUCUUCUUCUAACGUGCGACGGCCCUCUCUGGAUUCUCUGGAGAACCAGGUGUCAGUGGACACCUUCAAGAUCCCUGAAGAUCCAAAAUGGGAGUUUCCUCGGAAGAACCUGGUUCUUGGAAAAACUCUUGGGGAAGGCGAGUUUGGGAAAGUUGUCAAAGCUACAGCUUUCCGACUCAAGGGAAAAGCCGGCUACACCACCGUGGCUGUGAAAAUGCUGAAAGAAAAUGCAUCCCAGAGUGAACUCCGUGAUCUGCUGUCAGAGUUCAACCUCCUGAAACAGGUCAACCAUCCACACGUCAUUAAACUCUACGGAGCUUGCAGUCAGGAUGGGCCUCUGUACCUGAUUGUGGAGUAUGCCAAAUACGGCUCCCUUCGGAGCUUUCUCAGGGAAAGCCGGAAGGUGGGACCCAGUUACGUGGGCAGUGAUGGCAAUCGGAAUUCGAGCUACUUGGACAACCCCGAUGAGAGGGCACUGACGAUGGGAGACUUGAUCUCAUUCGCCUGGCAGAUCUCUCGAGGAAUGCAGUACCUUGCGGAAAUGAAGCUGGUUCAUCGUGAUCUCGCUGCCAGAAACGUGCUGGUGGCAGAAGGACGUAAAAUGAAGAUUUCGGAUUUUGGCUUGUCCCGGGAUGUGUACGAAGAGGACUCCUAUGUCAAGAGGAGCAAGGGUCGAAUCCCUGUCAAGUGGAUGGCGAUUGAGUCUCUUUUUGAUCAUAUCUACACUACCCAAAGUGAUGUGUGGUCAUUUGGUGUUCUACUCUGGGAGAUCGUGACCCUCGGUGGUAACCCUUAUCCUGGGAUUGCUCCAGAACGACUCUUUAACCUCCUGAAAACUGGUUACAGAAUGGAGAGACCUGAAAACUGCAGUGAGGAAAUGUACAAUUUGAUGUUGCGGUGCUGGAAGCAAGAACCAGAUAAGAGACCAACCUUUGCAGAGAUUAGCAAAGAACUAGAGAAAAUGAUGGUGAAAAGUAGGGACUACUUGGAUCUUGCUGCUUCCACCCCAUCCGACUCCUUACUCUAUGAUGACGGCCUCUCCGAAGAGGAGACACCCCUCGUGGACUGUAAUAAUGCUCCCCUCCCUCGAACCCUUCCUUCCACAUGGAUUGAAAACAAACUCUAUGGCAUGUCAUACCCGAACUGGCCCGAGGAGAGUCCUGUACCACUCACAAGAUUCGAUGGCACUAACUCUGUGUUUUCAAGAUAUGCAAAUGAUAGUGUAUAUGCUAACUGGAUGGUUUCACCCUCAGCGGCAAAAUUUAUGGACAAGUUUGAUAGUUAAAAUUUCUUUGUGAAAGGUAAUGGACUCACGAGGCGAAGGAACUGCAAAGAAUGGGAAGUCCACUGGCUCGUUCUUUGUGCAAUUCAAACCUGGUUAAGCCAACGUUAAUUUCUAGACUGGCAAACUCGUUUUUGGUAGUUUGUUUUAACUGCUUUCCAAAGUGGCUUUACUUAUGAUUGUUUGUGAUUUCCCCUCUCAGAGCGCAUAUCAGACUAGAUGAGAAUUCUAGUUUCAGGACUUGACAGAGCCAAUUUUUUACUCACCAACUGAGCAGAUAACCCGAUUUGGUCCAUGUUUAUGACUGACCAUGCACUUCAUGCUUACAACUUUUGAGGUCAAUUGUUCAUUAAUUAUGGAUAUAGUUGAAUACGACACAGUUGUACCCGAAAGUUCCAUUUUUAUGGUUGCCUCGUACCAAGGCAGCAUGAUACAAGCAUGAAACACAAAGAAGAAAAAAAAUUUUCAGAAAAACAUUUGGUCCCGAUUAGCUGAACUUGUCAGUCAGAAGUAGGGUUAGCAGUGUCUUGACAAUAAAGCGAAACCCUGUCUUAGGCCUGAGGGGAAACAGGAAACCUUAGUACAGAACUUGUCUCAACAUUUGAGAUCUUUAAAAUUUGUAGAAGUAUAUUAUCUUUCCUUAGCAAGAGGAACAUUUCUUUUACCAGAUUUAAAAUGAUUCUUACCUUUAGCACAAUGAAGAGGAGUUUGAUACCAGAUAUGCUAUCUAUAGAUUGAUGUAGGUGAAGCGCAUUCACGAAACACAACUUAUUUCCCAUUACAUCCAUUUUACUAAUAUUACGUUAUAAAAUCAUUAUCAUCAUCAUUUCUAAGAGAGCUGUUUUGAAAGUGCAGGUUAUUUUCAACUGAUUCUCUUCCAGAGAUUUUGC
Messenger RNA from Tachyglossus aculeatus (Australian echidna), 4237 nucleotides. RefSeq names its product ret proto-oncogene (gene RET). The record is from RefSeq and is a predicted model, not a curated record. Gene Ontology annotation, molecular function: ATP binding; transmembrane receptor protein tyrosine kinase activity; calcium ion binding. Bases 33 to 3350 code for a protein of 1105 amino acids. Gene Ontology annotation, cellular component: signaling receptor complex; axon; membrane. The transcript is spliced from 20 exons. Gene Ontology annotation, biological process: protein phosphorylation; positive regulation of kinase activity; cell surface receptor protein tyrosine kinase signaling pathway. NCBI's taxonomy places the organism in Eukaryota, Metazoa, Chordata, Mammalia, Monotremata, Tachyglossidae.